Messenger RNA from Psammomys obesus (fat sand rat), 2521 nucleotides. RefSeq names its product olfactomedin 4 (gene Olfm4). The transcript is spliced from 5 exons. Bases 57 to 1565 code for a protein of 502 amino acids. Gene Ontology annotation, biological process: signal transduction. NCBI's taxonomy places the organism in Eukaryota, Metazoa, Chordata, Mammalia, Rodentia, Muridae. The record is from RefSeq and is a predicted model, not a curated record.
CUAUAAGAAGCCCUGGGGCUCUGGGGAGAAGCUAGCAUCUUAGCUAAGAAGGCAAGAUGAGUUACAGCCUUGUCUUCCUUCUGGUCCUUUUCUUCUACCUUGGCUCUGCCUCCAAGGCUUUGGAGACUCUGACCUCUGCCCCUUCCCUGACCACAGCUCCAGAAUUAUCUCAGGCGACAACUACCUGGUUACCCCUGGGAGCCGCCACAUCUCAGGCAAAAGGUGGUAUUGUGUCUCAGUCAUUUUCCAAUUUCACCGGCUCCUUGGACAGCCAUGGGACCUGCCAGUGUUCUGUUUCCCUGCCAGACACCACCUUUCCCGCUGACAGAGUGGAGCGUUUGGAGUUCGCAGCUCUCAUCCUCUCUCAGAAGUUCGAGAAAGAGUUUUCAAAGGUGAAGGAUUAUAUCCAGCUAAUCAGUGUGUAUGAGAAGACACUCCAGAACCUUACUGUCCGAGUAGAGGUCAUGGAGAAGGACAGUAUUUCUUACACAGAGCUGGACUUUGAGCUGAUCAAGCUGGAAGUGAAGGAGAUGCAUAAGCUGGUCAUAGAGCUGAAGAAGAAUUUUGUUGGAAGCACAGAAAUUAUUGACUUGCUGGAAGUGGAGAUAAGGAAUAUGACUCUCCUGGUAGAGAAGCUGGAGACGCUAGACAAGAACAAUGUCCUGAGCAUUCGCCGGCAGAUCUUGGCUCUGAAGACCAGGCUGAAGGAAUGUGAGGCCUCUAAGAGCGGGCUUGUGACUGCCAUGCCCCCUCCUCCUGCCCCUGGAAGCUGCAGUCAUGGUGGUGUGAUGAACAUCAGUGCUCCCUCCGUGGUUCAGCUCAACUGGCUCGGGUUUAGCUAUAAAUAUGGUGCCUGGGGUCGAGAUUACUCUCCUGAGCAUCCAGAGAGAACCCUCUACUGGGUGGCACCUUUGAACUCAGAUGCAAGGUCUCUUGAAUAUUACAGACUUUAUAACUCACUGGACAAUUUGUUAAUCUAUUCACAUUUUCGAGAAUAUCGGAUUCGCUACGGCCAAGGGGGUGGUGCAGUAGCAUUCAACAACAACCUGUAUGUGAACUGGUAUAAUGGGGGAAACAUGGUCAAAAUUAACCUGACUACCAAUGUCGCUACUGUGACUCGACCUCUCCCUAGGGCUGCCUAUAAUAACCGCUUUUCAUAUGCGAAUGUGAAUUGGCAAGACAUUGACUUCUCUGUGGAUGAGGAAGGACUGUGGGUAAUUUAUGCAACUGAGGACAGCACUGGUAACAUAGUGAUUAGUAAACUCAAUGACACCUCUCUUGAGGUGAUAAACACCUGGGUUACCAAGCAGUACAAACCAUCUGUUUCUAAUGCCUUCAUGGUAUGUGGAAUUCUCUAUGCUACUCGCACUUUGACCACCAGAACAGAAGAGAUUUUUUACUACUAUGACACACACACAAGUAGGGAAGGCAAUCUAGCCAUCACCAUGAGAAAGAUGCAGGAAAGAAUUCAGAGCAUUAGUUACCACCCCUUUGACCAAAAACUUUAUGUCUACAAUGAUGGUUAUCUUCUGAAUUAUGAUCUUGUCUUCUUACAGAAGCCCUGAGUCUCCCUCAGCGUUAGGGUCAAGGAGAAAUUAAAAAGUUUGUUGGAAGUGUCCUUCUCCACAUAUUUAGGUACUGCAGGGAGGUCCAGGAAUGUGCUUCUUUAGAAGUGAUGUUAGUUGAGAUAGUAGUUCUACCACAGUAGAGGCCUAGGCUAUUUGUUCCAAUUUUAUUUCUUUUGGGAGCCGUCAUCUUCUUUGGAUGAAUUUAACAACCGAAAUAAGGUCCUUCCAGAUAAAUUUCUCAGAGGCUGGGGUAUUGUGAAUCUAAUGAAAUUUCUAGGGAGGUGAAGUCUAGCAGUUAAGGAACUUAAGGGGAACUCUGUAUGAAUUCUGGGGAUUCUUUUUCUAGGAAAAUUUGCAUGGUGACCAAGCAUCUAUCAUGUAGCCUCAUUGGCUUGUCCAUGCUGGAAAGGACACUGGGGCUUAAUUAGGUAGAUCAACCUCAGAAGGUGAACAAGAGAUUGAAUAUCUAAGUUUGUUUUCUUCACUGGCUCCUGGAAACUGCUUUGUGCUUACCAGAUAGGUAAAUUUGGCAUCUUAAAUAAUAUGUUAGACAUUUUGAGUUUUCUGGAGAAUGGACCCUUUGUACAUUAGGUUGUACACUGAAAAUCAAUCCUGGAGGGGGUUUCAAAUGAUAUACUUGGCUUUUCUUUUCUAUCAUUCUUCACCUACAUGACUCAGAACCCUUUACCUCAUAAUUUAGUUUCCAAGGCAGCUAUGAGAUUAGAAGCAGACUUAGCAACAAAUUGCCUUUCUCUACUGAUUAUGUGUUUUUUUUUUUUUUUUUAACAUUAACUAGUUUUCUAUGGGAUAGAUAUAAGACACAACUAACAUUUUCUUGUCUUAUCAUGCAAUUUUGGCUUAUGUAACUACAAGAUUGUAAAACAAUAAUCAGUUGACAGUGACAUAAUGGUGGCUUUUCUGGUUGUAUAAUAAAGAUCUUGGAAUAAGUUGUA